This is a messenger RNA of Plasmodium vinckei vinckei, 3000 nucleotides long. RefSeq names its product major facilitator superfamily domain-containing protein, putative. The coding region runs from base 1 to 3000 and encodes 999 amino acids. The record is from RefSeq and is a predicted model, not a curated record. The transcript has a single exon. NCBI's taxonomy places the organism in Eukaryota, Apicomplexa, Aconoidasida, Haemosporida, Plasmodiidae.
AUGACAAAAGUUAGCGCUGUAAUUUUUUGGUACUUUUGUUUUUUUGUAUAUGUUUGGUACAUAAACAUUGUUUGUGUAUAUCCACUAAAGUUUAAUGAUGUCCAUUUUAUUAUAUACUACUUUAUACAAGGAUGUGGAAGUUUACUCCUUGGGCUAUUUUCGGAUAUAUAUGGAAAAAGAAAAUGUUUGAACAUUUCUUUUUUAUUUUUAAUUGCUUCAUUUUCAACAAUAUUGCUUACAAUAAGUUCCUCUGAUUUCUUAUUUAUUAAUAACAUCACUAAUUUUAAUAAUCAAAAAUAUGACAUUCAUUCAAAUCAAAAUGUAUUUGCCCAAGAUGAUUCACCAAAUAAUUUAAUGCAUUUUUUUAGUCCAAAAAAAGGAAAUGAUUUUUUCGAUAAAAAUGACAACUUUAGUGAAAAUAAAUAUAAAAUACUGAACAGUCAUAAUAAUAACAUACAAGACGACAAUAAUUAUAUGAACAAAUCAGAAAAUGAAAAUCUUUCUCAUAUUACUGAUAUUUAUUCAAAUAAUAACCAUGAUCAAAAUGUUUUAAGUGAAAAAGAUAAAAACCCAAAUAAUGAUAAUAUUAGUAAUAUCGAAACAGUGAAUACUAGAGGAGACAAUACUGAUGAUGUAGAAAAUUUGACUGCAAAACAUGGCAACCAGCAUACUAAUUCGAGUAAUAAAUAUAUUGAAAUAAAAUUAAAAUUAAAUAAUAAUUUUCAAAAAUUACAUGAACAGUUAAUAAAAAAAGUAACAAAUGAUAUAAAAAAAAAAAAUAAUGAUAUUUUAAAUAAAAAAUAUAUAAAUAACAUAAUUCAACUAUGUGUAAAAACAAAUCUAAAAAAAUAUAUUAUGGACCUGAAAAAUUAUAAUAUUGGGAUGGCUAAAAAUGUCAGACGAAAAAAAGGUGUCAUUACCAACAAUGAUAAUGAUAAUAAUAAUUAUUAUUAUUAUUCCCGUAACUAUGCAGACAGUGAAAAUAGUGAUAUAUAUAUGGAAAAUAAUUAUGACCAUAUAGUAAAUAAGUGUGUGGAUGGAAUUAUAUCAAUGUAUAAUGAUGGAGAAAAUGAUAAUUAUGUUACUGGCCAAAAUGAUGAUCUAUAUUUAUCAAAUAAUGAAAAUUUACAAAAUAAUAAACCAACUAUUAAAUUCCUUGAAACAUUAUUUGAAAAGUCUGAUAAAAGUGAAAGCAAAUAUUCAUAUAUUUAUAAAAUAUUGUUUUAUUUGAUAACAUUUGCAAGCGGCUUUUUUGCCAAAGGAAUAAGUAAUAUAUUAUGUAUUAUAAUUACAGAAAAUAUAAAAUCGAAUUAUAGAACAAAAGGUGUGUGCUUAAUAUAUAUUAUUGAAAAUAUAUCAUUAAUUUUAAUCCGAUCUUUAUUUGUUUUUAAUACAUAUAUUAAUUUAUUUAUAUUAUAUAAAAUAAAUAUUUUGGUUUGUAUUUUUUUAAAUAUAGUAAUUAUUAUUUUACUAAAUAUAUAUUUUAGUGACAUAAAUCAUAAUGUACUAAAAAUCCAAAAAGACAAUAUCAACAAGUUACAAAAUCAUGAAAAUGGCAUAGAAAAUAAUCCGCUACCUAAUGAUGACGAUAAUGACUCAAACAGUGAUAUAAACGAUGAAAAAAAAAAAAAAAAAAAAAAAAAUUUUUUUUCGUUUUUUAAAAAAAAAAAUAUUGAUUCAAAUAAUUCCGAAAAUGCAAAUUAUGAUACAAUCCAAGUUUUUAAAAUUGACAAAAAUUAUAAUGAUAUAAAAAGAGAAUUGUCUAACGAUAUCUUAAAAUUAAAAGCCGCUGCAAACAUAAUCAACAAUGAAGAAAGUAUAAACCUUGAGCUUAUGAAUAAAGAUAUGGAAAAUAAUAUAUUAGAUAAUGCAAGUGAUCUAAGUGAUGAUAUAAGUAAUAUACCAAACGAACUAACCAACAAACGAAACGCAACAGAUGAAGUAAUAAAUAUACUAAGUGAUAAUUCAGAUAUAGUAAGUGAUAUACCCAAUAUAGACAAUUCAGCAAACGAAAUUAAUGAAACAAAUAAUUCAAAAUCUUCACCCAAAAAAAAUUUCAAAAAAUUAAGCACAUUAGCAAAAAUAAAUAAUAAAAAAAUAGGAUUAAAAAAAUCAAAAACUAUUGGAGUAAGUUAUAAGCAUAUACUAAAUGGUAAAAUGCUUAAAACAAUUGAUAAAAAUGAAUUAUUAGAAAAAUUAAAUAAAAAUGAUGAAUAUUUACAAUAUAUUGAAGAAUUAAAAAAUAAUAAUUUAUUUAAUAUAUAUAAAAUGUGGGUAAAAUAUACAUUUAAAGCACAUACAUAUGUUGUUUGGGCUUUAUGCUUGUUAUAUUUUAUGUUUAAUUUUCUAUAUAUUAGUUUCUUUGUAAUAUAUAAUAUAUUUAUAUAUGAUAUUAAAAGCCAAUUUCAUUUUUAUACAUAUAAUAAUUCCUUUAUAGUAUUAAACUGUGUUCUUUUAGUUUUUUAUCUAUUUUUGUAUUGUAAUUUAAAAAAUAAAAUAAUCAAAGUAUUAAAUUUAUUUGGGUGCAUAAUUACAACAUUCAUAUCAUUUUCUUUUAUAUUGUUUAUUUAUUCAACAUCACAUUUUUCAAUUUCACUUCAUGAUCAUACAUAUAUAUUAUAUACAAUUAUAUUUUAUAUGUUUUUGUCUAUACCUAAUGUUUCAUUGUUUUUAUUUUAUACAUUUUUUUCACACACAUUAUGUAAAGGAUUAUUACUUGGGAUGUUUGUUUUUUUUGGACACCUUGGUUUUAUUACGUAUGCUAUUAUUCGAUUUUUUAUAGUUCCAAAAUAUUUGGCAGCAUUAAAUUUAAUAUUUUCAUGUAUUAUUUGUAUUAUUUCAUUUAUUGUAAUUAUUCUAUAUAUUCCACAAGCUAGUUCAUCAAUCAAUUAUAAACGUAUCGACGAAGCUUAUUUUUAUCACUUUUUGUUAUAUCUUUCUAACAAAAAAAUUGUUUCCCCACAUUACAUAAAUAUGGCUGUAUCAUCCGAAGAAAAAUAA